Molecule: messenger RNA, 2421 nt
Organism: Asparagus officinalis (garden asparagus)
Lineage: Eukaryota; Viridiplantae; Streptophyta; Magnoliopsida; Asparagales; Asparagaceae
Product: myosin-2 heavy chain
Exons: 19
Coding region: 120-2144 (674 amino acids)
Source: RefSeq, a predicted model, not a curated record
AAUUCAUCAAGAACGAGAGCCAAUCACCAAGAUCCGUCAUCAAGAGCUGACCAAGAGUCUGAGCUAAUCACCGAGAAAUCAUCUAGAGUCUGAGUCUUCCGUCAAAAAAUUUCAAGCAAAUGGAUGAAAGAAGUAUUGAAGUGAAACACUUAACUUCUCGUGUUGAACAACUUCAACAUGAAUUGGAUGAAAGAGGUGUUGAAGUAGAAUACUUAACUUCGCGUGUGGAACAACUUCAACAUGAGCGUGCCGAACUCCAAAAAGAUAUUGAGCAAUUAUGCCUCCAACAAGCUGGCCCUGGUUAUCUUGCUGCAGCUACUCGAAUGCAUUUCCAAAGGACAGCUGGUUUGGAGCAGGAGAUUGAGGGCUUAAGAAAGAAACUAGCUGUAUGCACAAGAGAGAAGCACAAUCUUCAAGAGGAGCUUUCUGAAGCUUAUCGAAUUAAAAGCCAGCUGGCUGAUUUACACAGUGCAGAAGUUUUGAAGAAUAAGGAAGCAGAGAAACAGUUGAAGUUCUUCCAAAGUUGUGUUGCUGCUGCAUUCUCAGAAAGGGACCAUGCUUUAAUGGAGUCUGAGAGGGUGAAGGAGAGACAGCACAGUGCAUCUGAAAGAUUAACCAUUGCUGAGAACAGAGUGGAGGAACUCCAAUCAACAUGCAAUGACGAAAAGCAACGUAAUGCCAACUUGAGGAUGGAAAUAAGGCAAUUGAAAGAUCAAAAUGAGACAUUUGAGAAGGUGGUUAACAAGUUCUAUGAGAUCCUUGAAAAAGAGACCGGAUCUUCAGGAGAUCACACAUGGCAAGGAAAAUGUUCGCGUCUUCUAGAUGAUCCUGCAGACAGCUGGAUUUACAAUAGUGAUAGUAAAGCCUCCACUUCGAAGUACAUUGCCUCUUUAGAAGAAGAACUUGAGAAACGGAAAAACUCUAUUGAUAACCUUCAAUCCAACUUAAGAAUGGGACUUCAGAUCGAGAGACAUAUGAAAAAAAAUGUUCAAUUUCUAGAGAGAAAGCAAAAUAUUUUGGUCAGCACUGUUAAGAAUGGGUUGUCAGCAUUGCAUGAUUUUUAUAAUCAGCAAAGAUCUGAAGUCAUGAAAAUACUGGAAGAAGAAACAUCAAAGAUGAAGCUAGUUCUUGUUGAGAUCCAGGAGAAGCUAAAUCAAAUUCAGAUUAAGAGCAAGUUGCAAUGUGAGACUACUGAAAGGGGACGGCAUUGUGUUGAUGAUGAAUGCAAGGACGUGCAUAUUACCGGUGAUCUUUGUUCUGGUGCUUCUGCUGAGAAGAGUUGUAUUGCAACAGGAUGUAUUCCGCUAGAUGGCCCACAUAAUGCGUCAGAUACUCUUGCCCAAGCAUUGCAAGAAAAGGUUGCUGCGCUAUUGCUUUUGUCGCAACAGGAGGAAAGACAUCUGUUAGAGAGGGAUGUAUAUCAAGCUCUUGAGAAUAAGAUGGAAGAACUGCAGAGAAACUUAUGUCAAGUGACAAAUGAAAAGGUGCAGGCACUUAUGGAAUUGGCACAAUUAAAGCAAGAUUAUCAACUAUUACACGAGAGAAGCAGGGGCCAGGUUUCUAAACAUAAAAAGUUUAUGGGUGAUGCUUCUGAAAAGGGCAUCAUUGUUCAUGAACAAGAAGGGAAGUUAAAGAAUAUUUUGAAGCGAUCAUACAUGAAAUGGUGGAUUGGCAAAGGUCUCAACGAACAAGAAAUUGAUGUUCAUGGAAGCACCGACGAAAGUAGUACUACUAGUAAAAGAAACAUCUACCCUGCAGAUUUAGCAAGGUUGAAAGUUGAAAAUGCAGCUCUUCAAGAAAGCAUGGCAAAUCUGGAAGAACUUACUUCUUCAAUUCACAGGCUUCAUGCAACACUUUUAAAGGCACGGGAAGAUGCUAUAGCAGCUGGUCCCAUGAAGAGUGUAACGGAAGCAUUGAAGAGCAUUAUUGCGCAGGCAAACAAGGUGAAGACUGUUCUUGGUAGCUCACUUCCAGUUAGUUGGUCCACCGAUGCAGCAGUUGAUGCCGCAACUUAUGAAAACCUUUACGAACCAACUGAAGACAAGGUUGAUCCUGUUUCUUCAGCUGGACUGGAGAUGGUGGCGCUCCUCAUAUUAGCUUCCCAGCUACUCCAGGAAAAUUUAGCGAAGAGCACUACAAAUUGAGAAUAUCUAGGCUGGUGUUUAUAUUGCAAAAUAGGAGCCAUCAAUUACGAAAUGUUAUAUUCAUUAUGUGUUUUUUCUCCUUCCUCUUCAACUAAUUUUUUCUUCUCAUGUUAUAUUCUAUGUAUGUAGAGGGUUUUAUAUAUGACUUAGGUUGCUGAAUCCAAAAGUUUGGGUUGAAGGCUUCUUGUGUUCUUGUGUUGUUAUAUAUGUAUGUAUAUGAAUGGUACCGAUAAUAUGGUGUUGGCCCCAUAUAGUUAAAGAGUAUGAGUAAAUUGCA